AUGUCUAAGGAGGACCCUCAUGAAGGGUUUUUGGUACCAGAUGGUAUUUCUCCACUUUCCUCGUCGGACGUCAUCGAGCCAAGAAGGGCAGCAAGACUUAUACAGGACCAUCAAUUGACAUUGGAUCAUGAUUCUAUGCAGAUCCCCAAAGAGCCAUCAGGUAGGAUACGGCUCAACGAUACAGAAAUUACAGCAUUGUCGGGAGCACUUUCAGGAUUUAUCUCUGGGAUAGUAGUCUGUCCCCUGGAUGUAGCCAAAACUAGAUUACAAGCCCAAGGGUUACAAUCUGUCGGGGAAAACCGUUAUUAUAACGGUAUGCUAGGUACUUUCUCUACAAUUAUCAGAGAUGAAGGUGUUCGAGGCCUUUAUAAAGGUUUGGUACCGAUAAUAAUGGGAUACUUCCCAACUUGGAUGAUCUACUUCUCUUUCUAUGAAUUUUGCAAAGAUUUUUACCCUCGAAUGCUCCCCCAUCAAGACUUCUUAUCAUACUCAUUAUCUGCAAUCACCGCUGGUGCGGUCUCGACCACAGUAACAAAUCCAAUUUGGGUCAUCAAGACAAGGCUGAUGUUGCAAACUCAUGUGUCACAGUAUCCGACUCAUUACAAAGGUACAUUCGAUGCAUUCAACAAAAUAAGAACUCAGGAAGGUUUCAAAGCUCUAUAUGCCGGUCUGGUACCGUCAUAUUUUGGGCUCUUACAUGUGGCUAUUCAUUUCCCCGUUUAUGAGAAGUUAAAAGUUACAUUUAAUUGCUACCGUGGCAAGAAUAAUAACCAUGAGCUUGAUUUGUCCCGUCUAAUAAUGGCUUCAUGUGUCUCCAAGAUGAUCGCUUCGGUGAUCACUUACCCACACGAAAUUUUAAGAACAAGAAUGCAAUUGAAAUCAAAUUUACCGGACUCAGUACAGCAUAAGAUGAUACCUUUGAUAAGAAAGACAUAUUUCACUGAGGGAAUACGAGGUUUCUAUUCGGGUUUCACCACGAAUUUGGUACGUACAGUUCCGGCAUCGGCAAUUACACUCGUAUCAUUCGAAUACGUUAGAAAUCAUCUUUCCAGUAUCACUGAUUAA
Molecule: messenger RNA, 1065 nt
Organism: Torulaspora delbrueckii
Lineage: Eukaryota; Fungi; Ascomycota; Saccharomycetes; Saccharomycetales; Saccharomycetaceae
Gene: YIA6
Product: NAD+ transporter
Exons: 1
Coding region: 1-1065 (354 amino acids)
Biological process (GO): NAD transmembrane transport
Molecular function (GO): NAD transmembrane transporter activity
Source: RefSeq, a predicted model, not a curated record